ACCUGGAUAUAAUUUGAGGCGGCGACGGAAGCCCUCAAGCUUCAAGCAUGGUGCAUGUCCUGAUCGAGAUUUGAGAAGCCUGUCAGUAUGUAGAACGAAUGAGACACUACAGAUCCGUCCAAGGUCGUUUGUUUGUCGAGUCGGGCAAGAGCUCCCAUGUGGUUGUUACCUGCCUCUACGCCCUGCUGCCUCCCUUGUCUUCCAAUUAUUCUGCAGACUCGCGGCCUCUCACCUCGCAGGUCAUCAACUUACCUUCAUCAUCUGUUCCGUUGUCAGCUAUCAUUAGCAAGCCAGUAUUGCUACCUUUCAUUUCUAUAACCAUGGUCACACACUUUGAGCCCCCCCUCGGCAGUACCUUCUGGGCAUACCGGCAGGCCACCAACGAUGUCGUGCAGUGGAUCGCAUCUAGCGCGAGGUCGAGUGGUUCGGUCGCAAGUCUAUUCGAGGAGGCCAGGCCAACAACGCAUCGAUCGUUCGUCCAGAAGCUCAAAGAUAAAGAGGUCGCACGUCCCUCACUCAUGGACAAGCUGAAGGGGAGAAAACGCCAGCCAGCGAGACCCGCAAAGCCCACGAGUAAAACAGCCGAUGGGUCUUCGUCCUCGGAAUUCGAAAUCUCAUACAAAGUCCUGAGCAAACUUGGCAGAGCGAUUGCGAACACAAGCAAAGUCGAAGUCGAUUACAACGUCCUGGUGGUCCUCCAAGGCAUCAUACAUGCUCGAAAAGGAUUUGCUACCUAGUGCGUCCGCAAUCAAGAGACAGGGCGAGUAGAAAAGGCAGUGAAAGAGAACAACAAAUGGCGCCGCCGGAUCAUACGUG
Didymella exigua CBS 183.55 is the source of this 816-nucleotide messenger RNA. RefSeq lists its product as uncharacterized. The transcript is spliced from 2 exons. Bases 99 to 737 code for a protein of 212 amino acids. The record is from RefSeq and is a predicted model, not a curated record. NCBI's taxonomy places the organism in Eukaryota, Fungi, Ascomycota, Dothideomycetes, Pleosporales, Didymellaceae.